This is a messenger RNA of Eriocheir sinensis (Chinese mitten crab), 2969 nucleotides long. RefSeq lists its product as uncharacterized. The transcript has 2 exons. Lineage: Eukaryota; Metazoa; Arthropoda; Malacostraca; Decapoda; Varunidae. The coding region runs from base 266 to 1453 and encodes 395 amino acids. The record is from RefSeq and is a predicted model, not a curated record.
CAGUCAAGGGAUGUUCUUGCUAUGGUCACAGUCUGAGUAUAUUCACACACCCAGUCAAGGGAUGUUCUUGCUAUGGUCACAGUCUGAGUAUAUUCACACACCCAGUCAAGGGAUGUUCUUGCUAUGGUCACAGUCUGAGUAUAUCCACACACCCAGUCAAGGGAUGUUCUUGCUAUGGUCACAGUCUGAGUAUAUUCACACACCCAGUCAAGGGAUGUUCUUGCUAUAAUCACAGUCUGAGUAUAUCCACACACCCAGUCAAGGGAUGUUCUUGCUAUGGUCACAGUCUGAGUAUAUCCACACACCCAGUCAAGGGAUGUUCUUGCUAUGGUCACAGUCUGAGUAUAUCCACACACCCAGUCAAGGGAUGUUCUUGCUAUGGUCACAGUCUGAGUAUAUUCACACACCCAGUCAAGGGAUGUUCUUGCCAUGGUCACAGUCUGAGUAUAUCCACACACCCAGUCAAGGGAUGUUCUUGCCAUGGUCAUGGUCUGAGUAUAUCCACACACCCAGUCAAGGGAUAUUGUUGCUACAGUCACAGUCUGAGUAUAUCCACACACUCAGUCAAGGGAUGUUCUUGCUAUGGUCACAGUCUGAUUAUAUUCACACACCCAGUCAAGGGAUGUUCUUGCUAUGGUUAUGGUAUGAGUAUAUUCACACACCCAGUCAAGGGAUGUUCUUGCUAUGGUUACGGUAUGAGUAUAUUCACACACCCAGUCAAGGGAUGUUCUUGCUAUGGUUACGGUAUGAGUAUAUUCACACACCCAGUCAAGGGAUGUUCUUGCUACAAUCACAAACUGAAUAUAUUCACAUGCCCGGUCAAGGAAUGUUCUUGCUAUGGUCACAGUCUGAGUAUAUUCACACACCCAGUCAAGGGAUGUUCUUGCUAUGGUCACAGUCUGAGUAUAUUCACACACCCAGUCAAGGGAUGUUCUUGCUAUGGUCACAGUCUGAGUAUAUCCACACACCCAGUCAAGGGAUGUUCUUGCUAUGGUCACAGUCUGAGUAUAUUCACAAACCCAGUCAAGGGAUGUUCUUACUAUGGUCACAAUCUGAGUAUAUUCACACACCCAGUCAAGGGAUGUUCUUACUAUGGUCACAAUCUGAGUAUAUUCACACACCCAGUCAAGGGAUAUUCUUGGUACAAUCACAAUCUGAGUAUAUUCACACACCCAGUCAAGGGAUGUUCUUGCCAUGGUCACAGUCUGAGUAUAUCCACACACCCAGUCAAGGGAUGUUCUUGCCAUGGUCAUGGUCUGAGUAUAUCCACACACCCAGUCAAGGGAUGUUCUUGCCAUGGUCAUGGUCUGAGUAUAUCCACACACCCAGUCAAGGGAUGUUCUUGCUAUGGUCACAGUCUGAGUAUAUUCACACACCCAGUCAAGGGAUGUUCUUGCUACAAUCACAAACUGAAUAUAUUCACAUGCCCGGUCAAGGAAUGUUCUUGCUAUAGUCACAGUCUGAGUAUAUUCACACACCCAGUCAAGGGAUGUUCUUGCUUCAGUCACGGUCUGAGUAUAUUCACACACUCAGUCAAGGGAUGUUCUUGUUACGGUUACAAUCUGAGUAUAUUCACACACCCAAUCAAGGGACGUUCUUGCUCCAGGUGUGGGGCCCAUGUCAUCCUCGCUCCCUCAGCAGCAUGAGUCACAUCAUCAUUGAUGGAUAAAUCAGAAAAGGAAGAGUUUCUGGGUUCAUUCGAUAUUGUAAGAUAGGAAGCUUGAAAAGAAAUGCCAUACACUGUUGACUCAUUCAAAUGAUGAUGAAAGUAAAUUUUAGCUACUUUAGAAUGAACUUUGGGAUUUUUAAAAAAUACUAUACAUAACUGAAAAAUGUUUUAUGUGAGGUGUGGAUGCUACCAUUGAAAUACAUGUAAUAUUGUGUGACUGGACUGUAACUUGAUUGUGACUGUUUCUGUAGUGUGAAUCAGGCCGUAGUUACAGAGUCUGGGACUGGUACAUUGGCUGUGGUGGGCAUGUGGCACUGAGUUACUGUUGCCAAAACCAUUGGGGGUGAUCAGUUUUUAUUAAAUUUCAUAGUAGUUAAAUUUAGAGCUAAGAAUAAUGCUGUGUCUUUUCAAAACACACUUUGUAAUGGAAUGUUUAAUUGUCAUCAGAAGUUGAGAAAUAACAUCAGUGCAUUGCAAAGGGCUGUAAAUAUAUAUUUCAGCUCAUAUAAUAUUGUAGACCAUGUCUGGAAGGUCCUAUAACCAUUAUCUAAUUGUUUACCAGCAAACAAACCUUGGCAUACAUUCUUAUUUGGAAUUUUUAUAUUUAUGGAUGUCAUCUUAUUUCUACUUGACACUUAGUAUGUGAAUUAGGUUUCUUACUGUUCUGUUUAUGCCUUUGACUAACAACCCUUCAGAGUGGGAGCAGGUUUUCCAAAAGUAAUUGUAAGUGAAUGUUAACCAAUUAAAAUACUAUGAGUAUUUGAAAGGAAUGGUAACACUAGGGUGCUUUAGUUUUAUCUUUCCUUUUCUUCCGAUAUUUUUUUCUGCACUGAUCGUCAUUAUUGUUUUCCAUUCAUAUUGCUAAUUUCAUCCAUUUUCAUCUUUGUUUCAACUCCUUAUUUUUAAGAUUACUCCCCAGGCAACAGGUUCUUGAUGCUGACGGAUUCACUGCGUCUUUGUUGGUUUUAGCUUUAGCUCACUCUAGCCUAAAUUAACUUAUAUACAUUCAAAUUAACUAUCUACUUCUAUUAUGAGUUCCUGGUUAUAUAUAUAUAUAUAUAUAUAUAUAUAUAUAUAUAUAUAUAUAUAUAUAUAUAUAUAUAUAUAUAUAUAUAUAUAUAUAUAUAUUUUCCAGAGUGUAACAAAAAUUCACCUUCAGCACUAAAAAUUAGUCAUCCAUCAUUGUUCCCCUCAAUUUUUAAAGCCAACAGAGCAGUGUAACGAUGAUGCUUGACCUCCACCUUUCACUGUUGCCCAAUAACUUGCUUUGCUUGCCUCAUCCCUGGCGUUGGUCUCUGUG